Haemorhous mexicanus (house finch) is the source of this 1980-nucleotide messenger RNA. It is a transcript of the gene WARS1, whose product is annotated as tryptophanyl-tRNA synthetase 1. Lineage: Eukaryota; Metazoa; Chordata; Aves; Passeriformes; Fringillidae. Bases 233 to 1681 code for a protein of 482 amino acids. Gene Ontology annotation, molecular function: tryptophan-tRNA ligase activity; ATP binding. Gene Ontology annotation, cellular component: cytoplasm. The transcript has 11 exons. The record is from RefSeq and is a predicted model, not a curated record. Gene Ontology annotation, biological process: tryptophanyl-tRNA aminoacylation.
UAUGUCAUCUCUCUGGGACUGUUAAUUUUUAUAAUACCAAUAAGAGAGCAAGGAAAAAAAUCCUGAUAAAUAGUAGAAUAUCCAGACUUUUUUUUUUGGUGGUUCACAAUUGCAUUAAUGAAUUUCAAAAGUUCUGUUUGUUGCUGCUGUUUUGACUCUCCAAGCCAAAGAGUUGGAAGAGGAUAAAUUCAGUUGAGUUGUACCUAAACAGAUCUUUGUGCAGUCUGGCAAAAUGGCUGACAGCCCCAACUGUGACUUGAAGUCUCUGAGUCCACUUCAGCUGUUUGAAAGAGUGACUGAACAAGGAGAAAAAGUCAGAGCACUGAAAGCAGGAAAAGCACCAAAGGAUGAAAUUGAUGCAGCAGUGAGGAUGCUCUUAUCAUUAAAACUGUCGUAUAAAACAACAACAGGACAAGAUUAUCAGGCAGGCUUGCCUCCAAAAGAUCUUGUAUUAAUAAACAAUGGUACAGCUAAAGAAGAGGAUGAGGAUUUAGUGGAUCCCUGGAAUGUGCAGACAUCAAAUGCUAAAGGCGUGGAUUAUGACAAGCUCAUAGUUCGGUUUGGCAGCAGUAAAAUUGACACAGAUCUGAUUAAUCGAAUAGAAAGAGCUAUUGGGCAAAAACCUCACCACUUUCUACGUAGAGGAAUCUUUUUUUCCCACAGAGAUAUGGACCAAGUACUCGAUGCUUAUGAAAACAAGAAGCCCUUUUACCUUUAUACAGGCAGAGGGCCAUCCUCUCAGGCAAUGCACGUUGGUCAUCUCAUCCCAUUUUUGUUCACAAAGUGGCUUCAAGAAGUAUUUGAUGUUCCCUUGGUAAUACAGUUAACUGAUGAUGAGAAAUACCUUUGGAAGGACAUGACAAUUGAGAAGGCAUAUGAAUAUGCUAGAGAAAAUGCAAAAGACAUCAUUGCAUGUGGUUUUGACAUCAAUAAAACCUUUAUAUUUUCAGAUUUAGACUAUUUAGGGACAAGUGCUGGAUUCUACAAAAACAUUGUCAAAGUUCAGAAGCAUGUCACAUUUAACCAAGUGAAAGGAAUCUUUGGCUUUACAGACAGUGAUUGCAUUGGUAAGAUCAGCUUUCCUGCUAUCCAAGCUGCUCCAUCCUUCAGUUCAUCAUUUCCACAGAUAUUCAAUGGCAAGGAGAAUAUUCAGUGUCUUAUCCCAUGUGCUAUUGACCAGGAUCCUUAUUUUAGAAUGACCCGUGAUGUAGCACCAAGAAUUGGACAGCCUAAACCAGCCUUACUCCAUUCAGUCUUCUUCCCAGCCCUACAAGGAGCACAGACCAAAAUGAGUGCUAGUGACCCAAACUCCUCCAUCUUCCUCACUGAUACACCCAAACAAAUCAAGACAAAGAUUAACAAGCCCCUGGUGUUGUUUCAGAUUAACAAGCACGCCUUUUCGGGAGGCAGGGACACCAUUGAAGAGCACAGGAAGUAUGGAGGCAACUGUGAUGUUGAUGUGUCCUUUAUGUACCUAACUUUCUUCCUGGAAGAUGAUGACAGGCUCGAGCAGCUGAAGCAGGCCUACACCAGUGGGGAAUUGCUCACAGGGGAGCUGAAGAAGGUACUUAUUGAAACAAUGCAGCCCUUGGUAGCAGCUCAUCAAGAGAGAAGGAAGCAGGUCACAGAUGAAAUUGUGAAGCAGUUCAUGACUCCAAGGAAGCUGGCUUUUGAGUUUUGAAGAAAUGUAUAUGUAACUUAGCACUUCAUAAUCCACAGCCAAGUAAUUGUUGUCUUCUGUUGCGUGUCAUCACUCCCUAGUUAUGUACAGCCUGUAAUCUGUGCUUUAUAAAUAAUGAGUAAAUUAUCAUGAACAGCAGAGUACAGAAAAAGUUUAAAAUAGGACUUGUAUCUAUUUAAAAUCAGAAUAUGCAAGACAGAAUUGAUCCCUCUUGCAAAAAAGCAUGUAUGUCAGCCCAACAUUGUAUUUUAAUGUAUUUCAUGUUGAAAAUAUAAAUAAAAUUUCCAUUUCAUGAUAAA